AUGGGAAGCGUCGUCGUAUUGUUGGUGCUGUUUUGUGCGGCUACCAGCCACCUUGCCUUAGCCUUUACUGAUGGAUUACUAGGCAAUGGCAACUUUGAAAAUGCACCCAAGUCUUCGGACAUGAAAGGAACAGUAGUACUAAAAUCCAAUGCAAUCCCAGAAUGGGAAAUUUCUGGUUUUGUUGAGUACAUAAAGGCAGGGCAAAAGCAAGGUGACAUGCUGCUAGUGGUUCCUGAGGGCUAUGCUGCAGUUAGGUUAGGAAACGAGGCAUCAAUAAAGCAAAAAUUAAAUGUUACGCCAGGAAUGUACUAUUCGUUAACGUUCUCUGCUGCCCGUACGUGUGCACAAGACGAGAAGCUGAACGUGUCCGUGGCACCAGAUUCUGGUGUGCUACCAAUUCAAACAGUGUAUAAUAGUGAAGGUUGGGACUUGUAUGCUUGGGCAUUUCGAGCAUCCUAUAGCGUGGCUGUGAUAAUACUCCUCAAUCCUGGAGUUGAGGAAGAUCCAGCUUGUGGUCCACUGAUUGACUCAAUUGCCAUUCGAGCUCUUUACCCUCCCAAACCAACUAAUAAAAACCUACUGAAGAAUGCAGAUUUCGAAGAAGGUCCUUAUAUAUUGCCUAACACAAGUUGGGGUGUCCUUAUCCCACCUAACAUCGAGGAUGAUAACUCUCCUUUACCAGCCUGGAUGGUUGAAUCUCUCAAAGCAGUCAAAUACAUUGAUUCUGAUCAUUUUUCGGUACCACAAGGCAAACGAGCAAUCGAACUCGUUGGUGGAAAGGAAAGUGCCAUUGCACAAGUGGCGCGGACCAUUGUUGGGAAAACUUAUGAACUCACAUUUGCCAUAGGAGAUGCUAGCAACUCUUGUGAAGGAUCUAUGAUUGUUGAAGCAUUUGCCGGCAGAGACACUAUUAAGGUUCCUUAUGAAUCCAAGGGCAAAGGUGGGUAUAAACGUGCUGUGCUUCGUUUUAAAGCCGUUGCAAUUAGAACCCGUGUCAUGUUCUUUAGCACGUACUACCAUACAAGCAGUAAAGAUUUUGCUUCGCUUUGUGGCCCUGUCGUCGACGACGUGAAGCUGCUGAGCGUUCGUAAUCCACGAAGACUUGUGUGA
This is a messenger RNA of Fraxinus pennsylvanica, 1110 nucleotides long. The record is from the annotation of a GenBank genome assembly. Lineage: Eukaryota; Viridiplantae; Streptophyta; Magnoliopsida; Lamiales; Oleaceae.